Molecule: messenger RNA, 2617 nt
Organism: Thunnus maccoyii (southern bluefin tuna)
Lineage: Eukaryota; Metazoa; Chordata; Actinopteri; Scombriformes; Scombridae
Gene: col10a1a
Product: collagen, type X, alpha 1a
Exons: 1
Coding region: 490-2406 (638 amino acids)
Molecular function (GO): protein binding
Source: RefSeq, a predicted model, not a curated record
ACUAGAAGAUUGGUUCAUGGGAGUAAAAACAUCCAAUUAGGAAUCAAACAUCAUGAGCAUUAGACCCUUCGAUUGUAAUGUAUUCACUAUUUUGUCUGUAUGACAUAAAAGAACAAUGAAUGAGAAAAACAUGAAAGAUCAGUUUUCUCACUCACUAGUUGUUGAACAAUCAUGUUCCUUCUCAACAACAUACUGCCAAAAGUUAUUGUUAUCCACAUUAACUCAGACCUGAGAGCUGGUCUGUAAAACCAUGUUCUUGCACUGUUUGUAACUUGACUUGGAUAUAAGUACUAGAUGUACUAGUUACUAGACUUUGUGUUCUAAGACUCAUUGUACUAAUAUCCUGCACAGACAACAGGGUUAUAGUUUGAUAACAAUGUAAUAACAAGCUAAACAACAAUGCAGUUGUAUUAUUUUAGUACUACUUCAUAACAACACUACUGUGUAACUUUUAUAUUGACAAUAAUAUGCAACACAACAACACAGUUAAUGAGUUCUUCCACUUUGUUUCAGUUUCACCUGUUGGGUUGUUUUGGAUGUACUGAUGGUGAUCUCUGUUUCAUUUUCACAGUGGUGUCAGUGGCAGGUGAGCCUGGUGCUCCAGGUGAGCCCGGCCCUGAGGGACCUGCUGGUCCUCCUGGACCCCCAGGUGAGAGUGCUGUGGGUCAGCCUGGACCUCAGGGACCUCCUGGACCCCAAGGAGCUCCUGGCCGCUCCAUCGCUGGCAAACCUGGAUCCCCAGGUGGACCUGGCAAACCUGGCUCCUCUGGAGCACCUGGUGAGAGGGGAGACACUGGCGCUACUGGUCCUCAGGGACCUAGAGGAGCUCCUGGAUCUCCUGGAAGCCCCGGACCUGCUGGCCUCUCAGCUACUGGCAAGCCUGGACCUUCUGGUCUCCCUGGACCAAUGGGACCAAGAGGAGAGUCUGGUCUUAAAGGACAUCCAGGUGUACCUGGACUGCCAGGUGCUAAGGGCGAUAGAGGGGUGGGAGCUCAGGGACCUCAGGGUGAGAGAGGACCUGUUGGACCUAUGGGCCCAACUGGAGCCCCAGGUCAGUCUGGAGUUGGAAAGCCAGGAAAACCAGGUAGUCCAGGUGAGCCAGGAAAGUCAGGUAGCCCAGGAAGGGAUGGUGCCACUGGUCCCAUGGGACCACAGGGACCCAAGGGACACACUGGUGCCCCUGGUGUAGGUGUUGCAGGUAAACCAGGUGAGAAUGGUGCCCCAGGUCUGCCCGGCCCUAUGGGCCCUAAAGGCCAUCAGGGACCUGCUGGAGCUCCUGGUGCCCCUGGAGUCCCCGGAUAUGGAAAGCCAGGUGCAAAUGGAGAAAAGGGAGAGAGGGGAGCUACAGGUGCCACAGGUGCCACAGGUCCAAAGGGUGAGCAAGGUCAUACAGGAUAUACUGGUGCCACUGGUGCUACUGGUCCAGCCGGUCCUGCUGGACCUCAGGGUUUAAGAGGUUUCCCAGGUGAGCCCGGUGGUCAAGGCGCUAAAGGUGAUACAGGUGCACCUGGAGGUCAGGGAGCUAAGGGAAACAAGGGAGAUCAGGGAGCACAAGGGUUCCAAGGUAAACAGGGUUAUCCAGGUGCAGCUGGUCCCCCUGGACCCAGGGGAGCCACUGGAGCUACAGGUGAGAAAGGUAAUGUAGGUGCCCCAGGUACACCAGGUUCCCCAGGUAUUCCAGGCCCUGCUGGACCCAAAGGUCUUCCUGGCCGUGCAGGUGAGCCAGGUGCUGGUGGUGCCGAUGGUGCUCCAGGUGCCAGAGGACCUGCUGGACCUCAAGGUGCCGCUGGUGCUCCUGGCCACAAGGGACACCCAGGUCUCCCUGGUGCCCCUGGCCCUGCUGGUUUGGCUGCUAAGGGUAUCCCAGGACCUCAGGGUCCCCCUGGUCUGCCCGGUGAGGCUGGUGCUGAUGGAGCCACUGGCCCAGAAGGCCCUCCUGGUCCUCCUGGUCCUCCUGGUGAGGUUGUGUUUGAGAAGGGAAUGGGAAUGGGUGAGGUUAUGGUCAAGUCCCCCAUGUCUGCUUUCACUGCAUCUCUGGCUACCCCCUACCCUGCCUCUGGCACCCCCAUCAAGUUUGAUCAGAUUGUGUACAAUGCUGAGAAUCACUACGACCCCGAGUCCGGCAUUUUCACUUGCCAGGUUCCCGGAGUUUACUAUUUCUCCUACAGCAUCCAUGUCAAUGGUGCUCAUGCCCUGGUGGCUCUGUACAAGAAUGGUCAGCCUGUUAUGUUCACUUAUGAUGAGUACAACAAGGGCUUCCUGGACCAGAUGUCCGGCAGCGCUGUCCUCUUGCUCGAUGAGCAGGACACAGUCUACGUUCAGAUCCCCGAUGAUGAGGCCAAUGGUGUCUUUGCCGCCGAGAAUGUCCACUGCUCUUUCUCUGGGUUCCUCAUUGCUUCAACGUGAUACGUUGAUACAGUAGUUCCCAAAAGCCAACCAACUAAAUUUGCAAUCUAUUUCUCAAACUGAAGUAAACUCCCUGUACACUUUUUUCCUCAACCAAACAGACAGGCAGUUCACUUCCUACUUUGAGGAAUAGAAGCAUCUCGACUUGAAAACUACAAGAAAUAGGUGCUUAGAAGAAGGAAAACUAAUUUAUGAAAACAGGAGAUCAGGG